Messenger RNA from Lycium ferocissimum, 1275 nucleotides. Its product is annotated as WRKY transcription factor 22-like. Gene Ontology annotation, biological process: regulation of DNA-templated transcription. The record is from RefSeq and is a predicted model, not a curated record. Gene Ontology annotation, cellular component: nucleus. Lineage: Eukaryota; Viridiplantae; Streptophyta; Magnoliopsida; Solanales; Solanaceae. Gene Ontology annotation, molecular function: transcription cis-regulatory region binding; DNA-binding transcription factor activity. Bases 188 to 1225 code for a protein of 345 amino acids. The transcript has 3 exons.
AAGAGACGCACACACAAAUACACAAUCUCUCUCCCGUUCUCUCUCAAUAAAUAAUCAUUGUAUCCCAUUCAUUUACACCCUCAAAAUCCUUUUCCAUCCACCUCUCCACCUCAAAAAGUCAGCGCCUUCUUUUGUCUUCUUCUUUCUUCUCUCUAGAAAAAGUCAAAGAUAAACAUAGCAAGAGAAUAUGGAAGAUGAUUGGGAUCUAACCGCGGUGGUCAGAAGUUGCUCCGCCUCUAACACCACCACCACCGGCCCCACUAGUUCCAGCGGCAGCGCCACCACUUCUUCUAGUAACUUCCAACCAAGAGUAGAUGAUAAUAACAACAACUCUUUGUUUUGCUUUCAAGAUCUAAUGGAGCAGCCAAGAAUAUUGACCAAAGAUAGUAGUACUGGUUUUGAAGAGUUGCAUGAACUGUGCAAGCCUUUCUUUAUUGAAUCAGAAAAAUCGACACCAAGGAGAUUAUUACCCAUUUCACCGGUCUCUGUUCUUGGAAAAUUACAAGAUCUACCACCAUCACAACAGCAACAACAACGACAGCAACAACAACAUCAUCAGCUCAAUAAUAAUAAAUUGAUUCAGCCUAAGAGACCCUUGUCUGUAAAUGGUUCCGCAACUUGUACUUUACAUGCUCAAAGUCCAAGAACAAAAAGAAGGAAGAACCAAUUGAAGAAGGUAUGCCAAGUAGCUGCUGAUGCUUUAUCUUCUGAUACGUGGUCUUGGAGAAAAUAUGGCCAAAAACCCAUUAAAGGUUCCCCUUACCCAAGGGGAUAUUACAAAUGUAGCACAUCAAAGGGAUGUUUGGCCAGAAAACAAGUGGAGCGAAAUAGAUCCGACCCGAAUAUGUUCAUUGUCACUUAUACAGCUGAGCAUAAUCAUCCAAUGCCUACACACAGAAAUUCCUUAGCCGGAAUUAGUCGUCAUAAAACAGCGAAUUCCAAUAAACCCACCAGCUCAUCACCGGUAUCUUCACCGGUGAUCAAUUCUCCGGCACCGGAAAAUCAAGAAAGUGAUAUCUUUGAAGAUGAUGAUGAUGAUGAUGAAUUUGGUGUUUCUGAUGUUGGGUUGGGUAAAAUGGAAAUUCCGGGAGAUGACUUCUUUGAGGGUUUGGAUGAUCUUGAUAUUCCGGCCACCGGAGAAAUCUCGCCGGGGAAAUUUCCAGCGAGGUUGCAGUUUCCUUGGCUGGCGAAUAACGCCGCCACUACGGCAGCUGGCGGUGGUUGACCUGCCAAAGAUCCAUUCUCAUCAUGAUAUCAGAGUUAUGCCCAUUCCAA